AUGGGCAAAAAAGCUGGGUACAUCGACCCGGAUGACGAGAGGCUGAAGGUGGGACAGAAGCAGCUGGUGGAAGAUUCCGCAAAAUGGAAAGGCCCCAGUCACAAGGAACGGCAACAAGAGAGGGAGAUCAAGAAGGCGAUGAAGAAUCGGGCCAAACCCGAGAAAACCUCAUGGAAACAGCAAGCUGCUGGAUGGUUCUUCAUCGUCUUCAUUUGUGGAGUUGGCUUCGUCUCCUUUCUCUUCACCAUGUCUGAUGUGAUCGUGGGCAAUGGCAUCGUUCAGCUGGACGUGCAGGACACGGCCAAGCUGAAGGCGGUGCUCUUUGGCGGCGAGCCGUGGCUGGUGUAUUGUGUCAACCAAGAUACAGAGAAUUAUCGCUUACCUCCAGUGCUGGAGGAAAAUGCCCGAAGUCUGUGGCGAAAUUUGGGGCUCAGCGUGGGGGUUUUGAAAUGCUGGGAGCCUACUUCCAGUGGUCGAAGCGUGGCACAACGCUUCAAGCUGAACUUGAAACCUCCUCUGUCCUUCGUGGUGGCCAAUGGAAACAAGCCAAGGACCUUGGGCCUUACAGGGAUUUCCAAGGGUGAGGACCUGGAAAAGAGACUUCGACCUGCCUUGGCUUUGGAGAUAGUCCGCAUUGACGCGCUGAAACAGUGGACGGGAUCCUGCACAUCGCGUCGUUCCUGCGUGGUGAUUGGCCACAAGAACCAGGCGCAGAGGGACACGGCCACGAAUGUGCUGAAACCGCUUCACUCCAGCUUUCGCGCCCUGCAGAUGGUAACCUUAGAUACAUCCUUUUGGCAGUUGAAGCUGGAAGACGGCUUGAUGGCCACCCGAAACAAAGAAAAGGGCGGUGCGGAUGUGCUGUGCCUGACACGGGAGGACGUGCCAGGUGGGAAUUCCAGCUACGGAGGCUUCUUCCUGCAGAGUCUGGAUGCCGGCAGUGCGAAAGUCUUCCUGCAGGCCUGUUUGGAUCACAGCAGCCCUGUGGCCUUGAAGGCUUCGCCGAAGAUCAAGGCGAGGCCCUCCAAGCCCAAGAAGGUGACGCCACCCACGCCCAAGGCUCCAAAGGCCCGAGCCGCUCCGGCGCCGGCGCCUCAAAGGAAAGCCAAGAAGGGUAGUGUGGAUCAGGUUGGGUCCAGAGAGUCGCUGGAAAGUGAGGAGCCACUGUUUGAGGCAGUUGAGGAAGAUGAGGAAGAAGAGGAGGAGCUGCUUGGGCCGCUGGCAGUCCUGGCAUUUGCUUCAAGAACUAGGAAAACAACUGCGCUGUGCAUCAGAUCUGGCACGGCGGUGGGAAGGUUUCCACUGAUUGUGCUGCAUCUUUUGGGAGCCAAUGCGAUCGCUUUCCCAGUUCCAUAUUGGACAUGGGAGGGCUCCAGCUUUAUCCCCUAUGCCUGUCAUGGCUUUGAACAUCUUGCGCCAAAUCGGGAGGUCAUUCUCUUGAGCGUUUGCGAAGAUGGCACGUGUCGACCGCUGUUGUGCGAUGAGGAUUUGAAGGCUGCCGUGGCCACACCUGGCGCCGCACGUUUUGAGGUGCGAGAGGUGAUGAGACCCCAGCCCAUGUCACGUCCAUCUGCAUCGCUGAGUGCGCAGGUGCCCAAAGAAGGCAGCUUCGCAGCGACGAUGGGACAAGGUUCUGCCCCAUCGAAGCGGCCCGAGAAACGGACGUCGCGCAAGGUGGCCUUCGGGGGUACCGACUUCGCCGAGCCGCUUCCAACGUCCGAAUCGCCCGACACGCCCGAGCCGGAGCUCCUGGAAGGCAGCUUGGUGGAGGAAGUGAACGACCCCUUUGAGGACUUUGUGGAGGAAACGACCAACUUGGUAGAGGUCAUGGGUUUGCAAUCAGAUUACCGCCGUCUCAGAUCUCGAUUGAGGAAGCAGAUGGACUUCGUGUGGAAAACCCUCCAAGAACACCGCGAAGUGGUAAGCCUGGUGGGUUCCUCUGCAAGGACCAUGGGAACUCAGAAUCGCAUGAAGGUGCAUAGCCGAGACCUGGCCAAGUUGCGGCACACCGUGGGGCUGAUGGAAGAGCUGAAGGCAACUGCAGAUGAGAGCCUGCUGCAAAAACCGGUGGAGGCCCGGUGGUGGAUUCCACAUGCGCGGCAGCGAUUGUCGCAGGUGCGACAGGGCUUAGGGAGGACUACUCAACUGGCAGCUUUCGACGAAAGCCUCGAAGGAGAUGUUGGGAAAGCUCUUGGCAAAGCCUGGGGCCCUUUGCCUCGGUGGCCUUUCGUUUCUACGCCUCGGGAGAUGGUGAUGCCAUAGAGGGCAACUCGGUCAUCUUCCUCUGGAUGGAGACACCUCCCAUCUUCAGCUUUUCCUACACCCUUUGGGUGGGAAGCCAAACCGUGGCAACCUUCGAGCGAUGGCCAUAUGAGGC
Molecule: messenger RNA, 2377 nt
Organism: Cladocopium goreaui
Lineage: Eukaryota; Dinophyceae; Suessiales; Symbiodiniaceae
Source: the annotation of a GenBank genome assembly